UAAAAAGAAAAUUUAGAAUAACUUUUAAGUUAAAUUUUUUUUUAAUAAAGAAACAAUCAAUUUCUCCUUAGAGUUAAAGAUAUCAAUCAAGUAGAAACAUUUAAAAAGAAAAAUAAAUAGAGAAUGCUAAGCAAAAAAGAUAUAGAGAAUUUAAUGGAACUACUUAUGCUAGAUCCAGAUAUCACUUUAGAAGGAUUAUUCUAAACGUUUAUCAAAAAAUAUAACAGCGAAUACCAUAAUUUAUUUAGACCAUGCUCACUCUGUCUGUGCUUACUAAAAGAAAAUCUGAUUACAGAAUAGUAAAGGUUAACGAGCAUAUUUCUCAUUAUGGAAUCUUACAAAAACGAUUAAAAAGCUAAUCCAUUUAUUGCUAAUUUGAUAGAUGUAAUUUUACAAUAUAAUGAUCAAUAUGAAGCUAAGCUCUUUUAGAGAUUAUACAGCAGUAAUCUAAAAGAGAAGGAAUAAUUUAGCAAAUAACAAUUAGGAAUUCUCUUUUAAGAAAAAGAUAGCCAUAAAUAUGUAGCAUCAACAGUUUAUUAAGAUAAAAUCAAGGAAAUCAAAGCAAAAUAUAUAGAUUCUUUACCUCGAAAUCUUUUGGCUUAUAAUUAUGGAACGACAAAUAUAUUAUGUGAUUUUAAUCUUUCAGACGAUUUAUAAAACUUUCCUCCAUAAGUAUCUAUACUACCAGAAUAGUUAAAUUUAUGUGAAUAAGAUUGCAUGCUUUUUAUGCCAGAUACACUUAGACCUAUACCUUAAAGUGAAGAUUUGGGGAUAGAUGAGGAAGAGUGGCUAAAUCCAAGUUUAGUAACAGAACAUUUAUGGGAUUACAAGAUUUGUGAGCCAAGUGAUAAAAAAAUAUUACUUUAAGAGAUUUUAAUCAAAGCAUAUGAAACGAAGUUAAAUGAUUUAGAAUAUGAUUUAUUUAAGAAAGAACUUGAGUAAGAUGAUGUAAAUAUAAGAGAUUUAGAAUUAAAUACUGAAUUACUGCCCAAGCUAGUUGAAAAUAAUAAUAAAAUAGCAAGCUUAUUAUUGAUAAAAAUAGCUAAGGAAAAAGAGUUGACAUAAUAUUUAGAAAAGAUUUCAACUCUUGAUUUAACUUUAUAAUCUUUAGAAGUAGUAAAUGAUUUGAUUAACAACGUUAAUUUGCCAAAAGAGUUUAUUUAUUUAUACGUUAGCAACAUUAUUUAAUAGUGCGAUGAGAAUAAAAAAGAAAAAAACUAGCAUCAAAGAUUAGUUAGGCUGGUUUGCGUAUUUAUAAGAUAAUUAAUAAAAUCCCAGAGCAUAAAUCCUAAAGAAAAUUUUAUAGAGCUGUAAGCAUUCAGUAUUGAGAACUCAAAAAUACCUGAAGCAACCACUUUGUUUAAAUUGUUAAAAGACCUUGAUAAUGAACCAAACAAUAAUAAUCACAAUAAUAAUUAUCACUGAUAGAAUAUUUGAUUGGAAUAUAAUCUAACUUAGCUAAAAUUUAAAUGAAUGAAAAAAGUAGUUAGUUAAUAAGCAAAUUAAUAGAUAUAUAAAUAAAUAAUGCAAUUUAAAAUAUUUAAAACAAUAAAAAACGAUUUAUUAACUAGUUAAAUAUAAAGAAGAAAUAUAAUAUAAUUAUAAUGAGUAAAUUUAUGAGCUCUAAAAAAUAUUUUUAAAUUAACCAAAACAGCAACUAACUAUAAAUUAUUAAUCUGAUAUAAAUAAAAAAGGUAUUUAAUAUAGUUUUUAAUUAAUUUAUUUAUAUUAAUAAACUAUCAAAAAUUUAUUGCAAUUAUAAAAAUUAUUAAUUACAUUCACUUAUUUAAAUGAAUAGAUUAAUUCAUUCAUUAGCUUGUUUCUUUGUUUGUUUGCUUACUUGCUUCCUUGCUAGCUUUAAUUCAUUCUAUUUUUGCAACC
Messenger RNA from Tetrahymena thermophila SB210, 1881 nucleotides. RefSeq names its product ubiquitin family protein, putative. Gene Ontology annotation, biological process: negative regulation of translation; mRNA catabolic process. The transcript is spliced from 10 exons. Gene Ontology annotation, cellular component: CCR4-NOT complex. The record is from RefSeq and is a predicted model, not a curated record. Lineage: Eukaryota; Ciliophora; Oligohymenophorea; Hymenostomatida; Tetrahymenidae.